AGCCAUGCGUUCAUGGUCUGCUACGGUCUUUUGUGCUGUUCGAUAUGUUCGUUCAAAAGAGAACCAGCUUAGUUGCGUUAGUUUGAAAUUCGUUAGCAUUGGGUAUUGACGAAUCCAGUCGUAGGAGAAGAAAUUCAAGAAAAACUGAAAUGGAAUCGAAAGAAAUGGAAUCGAAAGGAUGGAACAACCCAUCGGCAAGUGCACCGUCUUACGACGAAGCAAUGAACUGUUCAGCGGUGCCACCGAAUCAAAUGCAAGUGUACCCAAACAUGCCGCAACCAUAUUCAAUGCCACAACAUCAUUAUCAGCCUAUGACACAGCCGCAAAUGAUGCCACCGGUACAGGCUCCAGCGCCGCCAGUUGUUCAACAAACUGUUACCGUUGCUGGACAAUUUCCGACGUGUCGUAAAUGCAAAAAAAUAUUGCAAACUCGCUCUGAAUACACAUCCACUUGCGGUACUCACUGUGCAUUUCUAUUGUGUUGCCUUUUUAUAUGUUGGCCGUGUGCUCCAUUUGUGUACUGUACAGAUAUGUUCCGUACGAAGAAAUUCAGAUGCGUCAACUGUGGCAAAUCAGUCUGAUGAAAUAAAACGUCAAGAGGCCUUUUUUGGUCCGAAGCGAUCAAGCCUUUCCUGUUUAUUUUUUAUACAAUUUCAAUGAUUUCUUUAUUUUUUUUUUUGAACUAGGAUGUAUUUUAAUGACUCCUGAAUUUUGAUAAAUCACUUUAUAUGAGCUUUAGAACAGUUCAUCGUAAUCCCACUAAUUUUAAGGUUUUUUUUGACAUUUAUUUUCAUUUUGUUUAACAUUUUGAUUAUUGUUUCAAACACGAAAAAUUAUUUCAGUUCCUCGGGGAAGCAUAUUCAACCCAAAUUUUGUCAUUUUAUUUCUCUCGAUGUUUUGUGAAACAAAUGAUGAAUUCCUAAUGUUAAACAAAAGACGUUUUUCUCAUUAUUGUAUGGGUCAAUCAAAUUUUGUACGAAAAAAUCGAUAAAAUAGAUAAUGUGCCGCCAUAGAUAGAUAAUAUGCCAAGUUUAAGUACUCCAAAACACUCAAGAUUAGAUGAUGUUUUCUAUAUAAAUUAAUUCGAAUUAAAAAGACAUCAAUGAAUA
Messenger RNA from Sitodiplosis mosellana (orange wheat blossom midge), 1109 nucleotides. RefSeq lists its product as uncharacterized. The record is from RefSeq and is a predicted model, not a curated record. The transcript has 4 exons. The coding region runs from base 150 to 581 and encodes 143 amino acids. Lineage: Eukaryota; Metazoa; Arthropoda; Insecta; Diptera; Cecidomyiidae.